Oncorhynchus nerka (sockeye salmon) is the source of this 4696-nucleotide messenger RNA. Its product is annotated as sterile alpha motif domain-containing protein 12-like. The record is from RefSeq and is a predicted model, not a curated record. Gene Ontology annotation, biological process: cell surface receptor protein tyrosine kinase signaling pathway. NCBI's taxonomy places the organism in Eukaryota, Metazoa, Chordata, Actinopteri, Salmoniformes, Salmonidae. Gene Ontology annotation, molecular function: protein binding. The coding region runs from base 363 to 917 and encodes 184 amino acids. The transcript is spliced from 6 exons. Gene Ontology annotation, cellular component: cytoplasmic side of plasma membrane.
UUAAUGCGCAGGCGUCAGUCGGUAUUUGAAACCCCAUGCAGCUUUGCUUAGAAAGAGCUGUGCUGAAAAUACUACAGAAUCGGUCUUCUGUCUUCAAUAAUGAUAUACAGCCUAUGCAGAUGGGGAUACAUUUUGAGCAAUCAUUGGCAUAAUUAGUCUAAACGUGUGACGUGGGCUGUUAUCGUGUUGUGCUCGAGGUCUGCACCUGUUCACUAGGACACUGAAGCCCCCGUGAAGGCUGGUUUAGCAGUUACUAGGAGUUAUGCCAUCUAGACCCGUGAACGGCUUUUGUUCAGACCAGUGAUAUUCGGUGAAGAAGGCAAGAAGCUGUAGCCAAGUCAUAGUGUGGAGUUCCAACUGCGAUGUUCGGCCAGUCACCUCACGUUCUUGGAGGCAUCUUGUGGAUUCAGAAUCCAAUGAGAGCUGUCCACUGCAACCUGAGCCAGAAUGGGAUCGACCACCAGAUGAUGUGCCCGGACGACGUGACCUCACACCUGGAGGAGCAGCCCCUGGACCAAGGCGCCGUGCUGGACGACGACAGCCCCACCUAUCAGGACGUGAGCCCCGGGUACCAGCGCCACUCACUGCCCCAGCGCUCCGUCUCCGAGUCAGAACUCUCCCGGCCGGGGAAUGUAAAGCUGUCCAAGCCAGUGGUCCUGUGGACCCAGCAGGACGUGUGCAAGUGGCUGAAGAAGCACUGCCCCAAGCAGCACCAGAUCUACAGUGACUCCUUCAAGCAGCAUGACAUCACAGGGCGGGCUCUGAUGAGAUUGACAGACAGGAAGCUGGAGCGAAUGGGCAUCAUGCAGGAGGGCCAACGGCAGUACAUCCUCCAGCAGGUCCUGCAGCUCCGCGUCAGAGAAGAGGUCCGCACCCUGCAGCUACUCACGCAAGCCUCUCUGGAGGGAUCUCCGUAGCCCAGGCGUUCUUGGAAACCAGCUGCCAACAGACCCUUGACCUCCUCCAACCACCAAUCAAAGCCGUCCUAACCCCAAUCUCAUACCUAACUCCAAUCUUAAUCCUAACCUUGAUUUUAACCCCAUGCUUAAUUUCAAACCUUCAAACAAGUCAAGUCAUUGGCCUGUCCAGUGACUUAUCACAGACAGACAAUCAUUUUCUUGCCUUUUAACCAAGAGUUUCCACUACAUUUGUCCCUAUCCCAUCCCAACUCUCUUACCCCUUCUGAAUUACCACCAGGGCUCUAUUCUGAGAACAAGCAUCAAAAAUGUAUCCAUCCUCAACUGACGAUCCCACUACAAGGACUGUGGAGAACAAUGAGAAAACAAACACGUCAAAGAUGGCGUCCACUUCCAACAACCUUCUCACUGUAUAGUAAAUCCUCCAGUGUAGAACAGACCUUAAGUGUGAAUAGUACCCCCACGAUACACCACCGAGCAGGUGUGUGUAUAACAUUCUAUUGACUUCUAAUGGUGACUUUAGAGACAUUGGGUACACCAGCCUUCCUCUCUCUCGGUCCUCACUGACUAUAUCGCCAGAGCAGUGAGAGGGUGCUACAUUUUGCAUUCCCUUCCCCUCUCUGUCCCUCUUUUUCUGACUGUUGUCUGCAUUGAUUCUGUACCCUGUCAGAGUUUGGGCUUGCCUGGUGAAAAUGACAUCUGUUGUCCCGUCUGUCUUUUCCUCGCACCUUUCCCCUCCUUCACUCUGUGGGUCGCUUUCUCAGCGAGGUCAGUAAGCCUUCACUGUGAAUACGUCCAGGUGUGGCAUGAAGCGGUAGAACCUGGCAAACCAAAAGGUACUAAAUGUGAUGGUGAAAAGACCUGGCAACCCAUUAAGGAUGGAAUGUGAUAGUGAAAAGACCUGGCAACCUAUUAAGGAUGGAAUGUGAUAGUGAAAAGACCUGGCAACCCAUUAAGGAUGGAAUGUGAUAGUGAAAAGACCUGGCAACCCAUUAAGGAUGGAAUGUGAUAGUGAAAAGACCUGGCAACCCAUUAAGGAGGAAAUGUGAUAGUGAAAAGACCUGGCAACAUAAAUGGAACACGGUAUGGUAUUGCGAGGACCUGGCUAAAGUGCUUUUGAGCCAGGGAAAAUGAAAUGACGGAUAACUUACAUGGGACAAUUGGUUGGUUGAGGAUAUGGUUGAGGGAGAGAACGAGGCAAGUGCUUCUCUACUGAUGAUGAUGAAGAAGAAGAAAAAGAUUCUCUCACAUAUCUCACUGCUUGAGACUAUUUUUAGAUAUGAGGUAUAUUGAAAAUAGUGUAGAAAGGAAAAUGUACCGUGGGCAAAAUAAAACAAAUCAUCCAAUAUCUGUCAAGUCUCAGAGAGAGACGUGGUAUGUAAAUCUCUCGGGUACUGUUUUUAUGAGAAACUAACUCUUUGCUGUGACUGUUCAUGUGAAAUGGCCAUUCACUGGUGAUAUAAAGGCAUUUUACCGGUUAUGCCAACAAACCUGUUGCUUGGGCCAUCGUGACCUAUAUGUGUGUUUUCACACCUUGUAGCCAGUAAUGAACUUUAACUAAAGCCAGUAUGCUGGAGUGAUUCCUAUUACCCAUGUAUCACUACCAGUGUAGCAUGACCUAUUGUUACCAUCACAACAACCUCCUCCCUGUGAAUAUGAAUAAAUGGGGAUCGAAAAAAUUGAAAUGGCCACCAAGAAACCAAAGGGGGAGAAUUCCAGCCCUGGAGAGCCUUUGAUUUAGCGGAAUUUAAUUGCAACAUUGGGUCUUGUGUGUUACGAGCGUCCAUUGUUUGGUUUGGAGCUUGCCUUAUGCUCUCUAGUGGUUGGUUGGCCCAGUAGUAGCAGAUUAGUAUUGAUUAAACCUUCAGGACUGCGUUGCCCUCCAGGCCUGGAAUAGCCCAAUCCCUGACAUUGGAGAGGUAAGGAAUGCUGAUACUUGGUCACAUGGGAUGAAGUUGUCCAUAUCAAAAUACAAGUGGCUAUUUCAUGCUUCGGUGGAGCUCUGGUGUCAGUGUCUAUCUUGGACUGUGUGGGCUGCCUGCCCUGCCUGGCUGCUUCCAGUCUAGAAGGCUGGCGCUCUGAUUUCACAUCAUCUGGAUGUCAAUAGCCAAACUGGGAGGAGCGGUCUACAGAGUUAACACAAGGCCGUGUUUUGUUGAGGACAGUAUUGUAUUCAGUGUUUGGGGAAAUACCCUCCUGCAACUGUAACAUGUCAGGAUGGAGCAGCCCCACCAUAACUUGGCUGGUGGGGUGUUUUGGGGAAGGGAAGUAUGAUUACUUUGUGUGCCGUAGCCAACCAUGUGACUUUCAAGGCAUUUCGAACCUGGGUCGUGUUCAUUAGGGAAUACCAUAACAAAACGUUUUGCAACAGAAAACAAAAACGAUCGUUUCUUAUUGGACGAGUCCAGGUAGUCCCUCCCUGUUUGUCUGUUUUCUCCUGUUUGGUUCCUAAUGAACCCGACCCUGCCAGCUCUGCCAAGGUGCCCGAGGACUUGCCUGAACUGGCUCUUUCCACAAUCUCCUGAUUUUAUUUUUUUAGGCAUUUGGAAUUUUUUCAUUGGCACUUUACUAGUACACUGUUACACACAAUAAACCUUCUACUGAGCUUCACUUUCUUAUUGCACAAGAAAAACAUGCAUGCAAAUAGAAGCAGACAUACAAGGAAUUGUGUCACUACACAUAGUCAGACAUUACAUUCACAGGUGUAUAUGCAUCCAUCACGUUCUCAUUAUUCAUGAGUCAUUCAGUAUCGUGGUAGCAUCCACAUUAGUGUAGAAGUGUUCUUAUUUACAUUUUUAUUCAACUAGGCAAGUCAGUUAAGAACAAUGACGGCCUACACCGGCCAAACCCGGGCUGGGCCAAUUGUGCAGCGCCCUUUGGGACUCCCAAUCACGGCCGGUCGUGAUACAGCCUGGAUUCGAACCAGGGUGUCUGACGCCUCAGGCACUGAGAUGCAGUGCCUUAGAACGCUGCGCCACUCAGGAGCCAAUAAAAGUGACUCAAAUAUUGACGUAAUACAUUAUUUACCAUUUAUUUCUAUUGGGCCGAAAAUGAUCUGAAACGCAACUACAACAAACAGUAAAUGCAUCCAACAAGUUUCUAGUCACAAGCUUGACGUAGUCAUUGUGUGCUAGAAAUAUGGGACCAAAUACGAAACAUUUAAGUGAAUUUGUCCCAAUACCUUAGUCCCCCCAUUUUAGGGGACCAAUGAACAAAAAGUGGUGUAAUUUCUAAACAGUUCACCCGGAUGAAAAUACCCUCAAAUUAAAGCUGACAGUCUGCACUUUAAUCAUUUAAAUCCAAAGUGCUGGAAUACGGAGCCAAGAAAACAACAAAAUUGUCACUGUCCCAAUACUUUUGGUGCUCACUGUAUUUGGAAAGGCAAUAGGGACUGUCUAAUUUUAUUUAUUUUUUGUGUUUUUUUUUACAAUAUUGCAGAGAAUGGAGUUGGGUUACUUCUAAGUAACUUUGGGUUGCUUAGAUUUAGAUUUUGUUUAGGUGUGGAUUGAGACCUAUACGUUCAUAUCCGUUGUGUUACUCCCUUGUAUUCACCAUUCCUUAUUUCUUUUGUGGAUAGUUUCUGUGAACCAAUGGAAAGGCUACAAAACAAUGAGCAAACCAGAUUUUGUAUUGAAUACAUGGACUUGGAUUGUGAUGAUACCGAUGAAUGAAUCCUGCACACAAUGUUCUUUAUUUUAUAUUUUUAUCAGGAAUAAUGUUUGACUUGACGUGUAUGAAAUUGUUUGAUCAAAUAUGCAUAAAAGGAGAGUAGUUCUGCA